UAAUUCUUGUCUUCUCUGUUAUCUCCGUCACCGUACCGGGGAUCAAAGAAGUAUGAUUACUGGCUUGGUUUGGACUUUAUCACCACACAUUAAUGGGAGGCCUUAAGGCGUCAAGUUGCGGAGCACCAUGCGGAAGCGGGCGCUGCGACUUCUCCUCAUGGGGCCCAGGGGUUACUGCUGGCGGCGCUCGUCCUUGCACCUGUCACCUGAGGCCCCGGCUCCGAAACCCAACAGUGCUGCAUCCGUAUCACUCACAAGCGCAAGUCACCGCCGCACCCUCUUCCCCCUCCCGCAUGGGGAACAACACCCUCGGCAUCUGCCGCCCCCCCGCGGCCCCACUUCCCGCCCCACCCACCUCCACCUACACUCCCGGAACCCCCACCCCUCACCCCUAGCCACCAGCACCAACCCUGGAGGUCCAUUAGUUGGUGAUGCCAGGCUGCGCGUCGGUCCCCCGCGCUUGCCCAUUUCCACGCAGCAAGCCAGCUCUGGUGCCGCGGGCGUCACCACCACCACCACCACCAUCACGCCCCGCCUCACAUCUGCAUGCCGCGCCGGUUCGCUGCACGCGGCUGGCCUGUCUGAUACCCUCCUGGCGCUGCAUGCCCCCCCGCACCUCAGCCACCGCCGUGGCUUGAGCCGCGUGUCUGAACAGGCUCGCAGCAGCGGCAGCAGCAGCAGCAGCCGUCGGGCUGCUGAGGACAUGUCAGCAGCAGCAGCGGGUGCGGGCGCAGGUGCCACCGCCCCUCCCGCAAAGCCUCCUCCGAGGGGGCUUUUCCGGGACCGCAGCCCUGCUCCCCACAACGGCACCAGUCCAAACCACGCCAAGGCACCCUCCGUCUCAAGACGCCCUCCGCCUCCCUCACAGCCCCAGCCCCAGCAACAGCCCCAGCAGCAGCACCGGGGUGCACCCAGCGGCGGCGGCGGCAACGGCGGUGACAGUAGCCGCCCGCCCUCCUCCAAGCCCUUCCGCCCCGACCCCCGCAAGCAGCGCCCCCAGCCGCUGCCCCCGCUGCGCAGCCUGCCCCACCUGGCCGCCCUGCUGCCGCCGCUGCGGGCCGCCGCGGUGCUGCGGGAGGAGACCCGGCGGCGGGAGGUGGGCAACCAGCUGGCGGACUGGCUGGCGCAGCACCACCCCUGCCACCACCGCUGCAGCAGCAAGGGGGAGGAUGAGGCGAAGUCGAGGGGGGUGCCGCGCGGCGAAGUAC
Messenger RNA from Astrephomene gubernaculifera, 1208 nucleotides. The record is from the annotation of a GenBank genome assembly. NCBI's taxonomy places the organism in Eukaryota, Viridiplantae, Chlorophyta, Chlorophyceae, Chlamydomonadales, Astrephomenaceae.